CCGUGAUCUUGAAACGUCGCCAUUAUUGCCAUGCCGUCGGAUGCCAAAGAGAGCAAGGAUUCCCAUUCCAGUGGGGAUGCCAAGCGCGGUCGAGCUGCAUUCGAUGUAGACGAUGAGACGGUAUUAGCGGACGAUGCCAAGAAGCCGCCGAUGCGUGCAAGUAUCGGAUGGGGUAACGAGACGACACUGGCCAGUGAGAGCAAGGAAGGUGGCGGGACUCCAGAUCCCGAUGUGACUCCUGCUACUGGAUCUUCCACGAGCGAGACCAAGCGCGGAGGUCGACGCCGCAAAGGGUCUGAAGCUCCGGCUUCUGGCGGCGAGAGACGUAACCAGAAGAGCCGCUACUUUGAAGAGGACGACGAGACUACCGAUAUCAUGGAGAUCCCGGAUCUAGAAGAAGAAGAGCGCGAGCAGGACAUCACAACAAUGGUCGCUGAGGCUCCUCGCAACACGACGCGAGUGGUCCAGAGCCUAAAGCAGCUCGACAAGGAGAUCAAAUUCGCUCUCCCAAGUGCACAGGCCCACGGAAUCGACUUGCACCUCUUAACUAGCGCUCUUUGUCCUGAACGCGCUGUAGCGGAAGAAGACGAGCCCUGGGACUUUGACACUUUGCUUAACGACAUCGCUCAAGAGAUCCAGAAAGACUUGGACGAGAAGGAAGAAUUCGUACGUCUCGGCUCCCAAGAAUCUCUCCAUCCAUAA
Phytophthora nicotianae INRA-310 is the source of this 702-nucleotide messenger RNA. RefSeq lists its product as hypothetical. Gene Ontology annotation, cellular component: intraciliary transport particle A; cilium. The transcript is spliced from 5 exons. The record is from RefSeq and is a predicted model, not a curated record. NCBI's taxonomy places the organism in Eukaryota, Oomycota, Peronosporomycetes, Peronosporales, Peronosporaceae. Bases 31 to 702 code for a protein of 223 amino acids. Gene Ontology annotation, biological process: intraciliary retrograde transport.